CAGUUUCACCCCUGAACCUUCGGUGCACCUGCUGGAGCACCGACUAUCCAUGGCACCGGCAGGCACUGGGUGUGCCACUGCCCUACCCGUGCCUCCUGGAUGUGUCCCCACCCACGUGGGUGCACAGCAGGGCCAGGGCUGAACAGCAGAAGGGUGGGAAGACCACAGGCAGCCGUCCUGGGUCCUGCAGAGUCCCAUCCUGCGGGAUAGUGGGGUCAGAAGUAAGAAAGGCACGCAAGCAGGUCCCCUGGGUCCAGGACUGGCCAGACUGAGCAAACCUGCAACCCAGGCUGUGUGCCCAGGCCACUCCCACUCCCUACUGCGGGGUCAGCCCUAUCCAGCCACCUGUGGAGGAGGAGGGUGUGCAGGUAUGACCUGCUGGGCACUGGACUGCAGGGCACAAACAGCCACAGGCUGGCAGCCAGACAUGGCCAGGCCUAGACUGGCACUGCUCCUCUUGCUGUGGACCCUACAGCCUCUGCAACCCUCCUCCCUGCCCCGGGGAGAUGUCACAGGGGCCAAGGCUACUCAGGCAGGCCUGAUCCUGUCUGCACUGGAGAGAGCCACUGGCUUCCUGGAGAAGCGGCUGUCAGAGAUCAACCUGGAUGGCAUGGUGGGGUUCCGGGUGCUGACAGGGCAACUCAAAGGCAUUCAGGAGGACUGGGUCAGGGACCCCCUACUGUGGCCGCUGGGCCUGCGUGCAGGGAAGCUGGCUGAGAAGCUGGAGGCUCUGCUCCCUCGGUCUCUUCGCUACCUCCAGCUACGUGACCCAGACUACCUGAGAGAGUUCCAGCCGGCCGUCCAGCCUGGGUUUUGGAAGCUGCCCCACUCCUGGACCCACACCAACGCUUCCCUGGUGUUCAGCGCAUGGCAACCCCACGGCUUGUUCUCAGAGGAGAGCAGUGACUCCUGUCUGGUGCAGCUGCUGGGCACUGGGUCGGACAGUGGCGGCCAGCCCUGCGGGCUCUCGGACUUCUGCAAGAACCUCAUGACACAGCCAGGCUGCCCAGGCUACUGCCUGUCCCACCAGAUGCUCUUCUUCCUGUGGGCCAGGAUGGUCGGCUGCACAGAAGGGCUGUUUCACAACAGCCAGCACUACAUCACUGUCUUCUGCGCCAACAUGAUGGACGUGAACCAGAGGAUUGAGGCCAUCGGCUAUGCCUACCCCAACCAGGACCUCUUCCUGGAAAACAUCAUGUUCUGCGGGCUGGGCGGUUUCUCUGACUUCUACAAGCAUCGGUGGCUGGAGGCCAUUCUCAGCUGGCAGAAGCCACAGGAAGGGUGCUUUGGAAAGCCAGUCACUAGAGGUGAGGCUGUGCCCAGAGGAUCCCAGCCCCCACAGCACCUUCUACAAAGAGUGAAGAGGCGGGAAAAGGAAUUCACAGAUGGCUGCCUUGCCCACCAGACAACCACAGCAGUGGCUGCCCUGGGGGGCUUCCUCUACAUCCUAGCAGAAGACCCGGCAGAAGAUGGAGCACCACCACCCCGCGCAGCUCCUGAGCCUGCUGCCCAAAGCUGAGCAGACUCCAGGAGGCGCACCUUGGUGGGUCACUUCCUGAGCAGGAGGUGGCUGGGGAGGCCCAGACCACCUGGCCCUGGGAUGCUGGGGAGCACUGAGUAAGCAGAGCAGGGAGGGCUGGGACAGCCCGAGACGGAGAAGGUGAAUACACAC
Molecule: messenger RNA, 1672 nt
Organism: Ochotona princeps (American pika)
Lineage: Eukaryota; Metazoa; Chordata; Mammalia; Lagomorpha; Ochotonidae
Gene: C24H16orf89
Product: chromosome 24 C16orf89 homolog
Exons: 8
Coding region: 371-1519 (382 amino acids)
Cellular component (GO): membrane; cytosol
Source: RefSeq, a predicted model, not a curated record